Molecule: messenger RNA, 1410 nt
Organism: Fusarium sp. VM40
Lineage: Eukaryota; Fungi; Ascomycota; Sordariomycetes; Hypocreales; Nectriaceae
Source: the annotation of a GenBank genome assembly
AUGUCAGACAACGGCGGAGAUGACGUAUCACAGUUUGAUACAAGUCCAAAGCCGCAGCCCAAUGAACGCAUAUCAGGGCUCGGGAGCUCUUCAGCUCACCACAAUUCCCCACCUUCUCCUUCCAUCAAUGCCAACAGACAACCCAUGUCCAGCGAUGGAGACGAAGACAACAACUACUUCAGUCGUCCUCGGGAUCUUCAACGUCACUCCAAAUGGCCCCUUAUGCUACAGCUACACGGUUCUAUUAUGCCGUCGCUUAUCCUUCCGCUCUUGUUCGUGGCCUGUUGGGCAACAGCUAUUACAGUCAUCUCCAAAAAGGUCCAUGACCUGAGCGUCAACUCUGUGCUGCUUACCAUUCUCGGUUUCGUUGUCGGCCUAAGCCUUUCGUUUCGAUCGUCUACUGCCUAUGAACGUUAUGCUGAGGGUCGCCGAUAUUGGGGCACAUUGGCCACGGCAUCUCAGACUCUUGGUCGUAUCAUCUGGAUUCAUGCUGAUGAUAAGGGUACUGGCCAAGACCCUCGCGAACUUUUGAUUAAGAAGCUCGGGGCCUUGAAGCUUAUUGCCGGGUAUGCCGUGGCCCUUAAACAUACCCUUCGCUUCGAACACUGCGCCAGUCAACCCGACAUGCAAUCCUAUAUCGCACACCUGAAUACGUUCGCUGGGAGGACAACCGCGCCGACAAAACGGGUUACAAACUUCAACAAGGUUGCCGGCGAAUAUCUCGGUCUCUCCUUUGCUCAAAGCGAUCCUCGAAAGUACCUCAAACGAGCCGAAGAGCAUCAAGGAAAUCUUCCUCUUGAGAUCCUCAAUCACCUGGCGAUAACUCUCGAUUGUAUUAUCGCCAACAAACAGUUACCAGUCUCCAUUCACCAGACAAUUGCUUAUAAUCACCUGACCACUCUGAACGACGUUGCAGUCGGCUGCGAUCGUGUUCUGAAUACCCCUCUACCUGUCGCAUAUACCAUCGCAAUCAGUCAGAUUACCUUUGUGUACGUUAUGCUUUUGCCAUUCCAAUUAACAGGCCCACUUGGUUGGAUUGCUAUUCCGGCCACUAUUACAGCGGCAUACAUCAUCUUCGGCUUGUUAUUUAUUGGCCAAGAAAUCGAAAACCCAUUUGGCCGCGAUGUUAACGACUUGCCGCUUGAUGUCUUUUGCGAACAAAUCGCAAGCGAUCUAGACAUCACUGCCUCUUUUGAUCGCCGCGCAGCUGAUCACUUUUUGCUUGGGGGCGCGCCAUUACACCCUGUUAGCUGUGCUGUAGGUCAUGCUUGGAUGGAUCGUAGUGAGGAAACACUCAGAGAGUCUGUUAAAAACAAACCUCAUGUUCUUUUCAGUUGGCGGCGCGGAGGUGGUGCUAGCCAUUCUGCCAAAGAUAGCGAGAAGAAGGAAGUGGAUGGAAAGUUGGUUUGA